Molecule: messenger RNA, 2084 nt
Organism: Exophiala xenobiotica
Lineage: Eukaryota; Fungi; Ascomycota; Eurotiomycetes; Chaetothyriales; Herpotrichiellaceae
Exons: 2
Coding region: 404-1783 (459 amino acids)
Molecular function (GO): chromatin binding
Source: RefSeq, a predicted model, not a curated record
GUCACUUAUUAUUUCAUAUCCGUCCACUUGAUUCCUCGCCGCACUGCCAGCAGCAAUCAACAUAAAGAGGAUGGAAGUGCCGCAGCCUGAAACUUGAGAGUCUUGUUGUUUUCAUCAUUGUUUCAUGAUCCUACUUCUUCGCUAACCGUUACAGUACCAUUAAUGCAUUGAUUCUUUCCCGCACUGGAUUCGCCUGCGGUUGCUGUCAUUACUUAGCGCCGAGGUCCCUCCACGACGCGACUUUUCAUGAUCUAAUUUUGUUUCGUUCCGAUCCACCGAGUUGCAGCGACUCUUGUCGCGAUUCUGCUCUUUGAAGUUUCCGACCUGCAGACAUCCUCAGAAUCAACGCGACUGUCAACGACGUCGAGCACAUCCGAUUUACGCGUAUUCGUCGUUGUUUCCAAUGGCGUCAACAGCAUCUGCGGCCGAGCCAUACCCUCCGAAUAUGCCGCUAACACCGGGCGAGUCUGACCACGAGGACACAACCCAGUCAUCUCCCAUGGUGGGAAGAAAGCGCAACGCAGGUGAGAUGGAAAAUGAUGGUGAAAAGAGCAACACCUCAGGGGCGGACCAAGACCAGGGCCAGGGCGUGGGCGUGACGGAAACCAUCGAGGCCGAGGUCAGCCCCGAUUUUACAAUCGAAUGUCCUCCACGUCCAAAGCGUCCUACACAUUCAAAGCGCCCUAGACGUCCAAAGCGCAAAAUACCGUCAGUUCCGGACAACGUGCACAUAGAGGAGGACGCGCCCGUGCUGGCGCCCAACCUGCACAUUAAGUACGCGGUGAGACCGGGCGACAAGUGGGCGAAGUUGCUAAAGUUUAAGAAUGCAAAGUUCAAGGAUCCUGUCGCCGUGAUCUACUCUUCAGGGCAGAUAGUCUACGUCAACCGCCAUACUCCCGUUCGACCGUGCCCACCCGCCGAGGCAACCGAAGACGAAAAACUCCAAUACGACAAGGAAAACCUCUGGGUAGGCUUGAUAUCCGAUUUCAGGGCCGAAAAUCAGGAGAAGGUCUAUGCGCGAGUGUUCUGGUUGUACUGGCCUGAAGAGCUACCAAUGGGCCGACAGCCGUACCACGGAAAGAGAGAACUGGUGCUGAGUAAUCAUGUCGACAUAAUUGAAGCGCAAGCCAUUGCAUCGCACGCGGAGAUCAGUCAAUGGGAUGAGAAUGAUGAUUCAAACAAAACGGUGCUGCAGGAGCGGUAUUGGCGACAAACGCUGGACCUCAACAAGUUGGCGAGAAACCCGGACCACGCGUUGAGCAAGUUACGCCAAUUCUGCAUAUGCGGGGGGUACGACAAUCCGAGCCUGGAUAUGUAUCAAUGUCACAAGGUGGGAUGCGGUAUGUGGAAUCAUGAGGCAUGCCUGGUCAAAGCUAUUGAAGAAAGAGCUUGGGAAAAGUUCAAGAAAGGCGCCUUGACCCAUGAAGUCCAGGAGCGUGAAGAGAGCAAAGGUCUUGCUCAGAAGGUGGGAGAGGCAGUCAGCCAUCUUGCAGACCGGGUAUUUGGCAAAGACGAGGUUAAAGCUGAGCCGCAAUCAACCACCACGGCUAUAACCAAAGGCAACAAGAAACUAAAGGCGGCAACGGACAAACAGAAACCUUGGACAGGCAAGUUACAGGGCCAAAUCAUCAAGGUGGAGCGAGGUGGCGCCGACGAUACUCACUAUGCCACGGUGACUCAAUACGUACCAAAGUCGAGCAGCAAGUCAGCUCCUUCUGACUUCGAACCCGAGAUAUGGCAAAUGAAGAUGGGUUGUUUGAAAUGUGGCGAGGCCCUGAACUAGGCAGCUUGUUGUCCUUGGGCAUAUUGUUCCUUCUCACACUUCUGUGGAUUGGCAUUUGUUUUCAGGAGGAGGCGACCAUGGUUCCUUGACUCUACAACGCGGCUGCAAGGCGUCUGGAAAAGCGAUGGGGUGGCACGGUGGUUAUUAGGUGGCCGCGCUUCGUGAUAGCUUGGUUUGCAUUUGCUGCCCAGAAAUUGUAUAUGGUUCUGACUGGUCUUCUAUGCUUACGUCAAGAGACAAAGUAAUGCUCGUAUGUACCUUGUAACAGUACCUCUGUAGUCCACCUUGAAUGGCCUGUGCG